This is a messenger RNA of Nannizzia gypsea CBS 118893, 2505 nucleotides long. RefSeq lists its product as hypothetical. Gene Ontology annotation, biological process: metal ion transport; transmembrane transport. The record is from RefSeq and is a predicted model, not a curated record. Gene Ontology annotation, molecular function: magnesium ion binding; cobalt ion transmembrane transporter activity; cobalt ion binding. NCBI's taxonomy places the organism in Eukaryota, Fungi, Ascomycota, Eurotiomycetes, Onygenales, Arthrodermataceae. Gene Ontology annotation, cellular component: membrane. The coding region runs from base 1 to 2505 and encodes 834 amino acids. The transcript has 7 exons.
AUGGCUGAACCUUCGGCUCGUCCAGCGAUGCCUUCAGAGCGUCCCCGGAGCAGAUCUCGAAUUCCUCGCCUGCACACAGGAGACCCUAUCCCUCCGCCGACGAGGCCAGCGAGGCCCGAACAGUUGACGCCCUCGACGCGACUGGCGGAACAGCUGCCGUCCGUUGGGCAGCCCAGAAAACGACAGACACGGCGACAUGACCUGGGCCCGAAAUGGCACAAGGAAUACUCGGAGAUUGACCAGCACUGCGGACGGGUCUUGAUCAUCGAUUUCGUGAAACAAGAGGCGAGCAAAACCCGCAUGCGCAAAGUCAGCGCAGAAGAGAUCUUUGACCUUCAAGCGCUUCGAAAAGUGUAUAACAACCCUGAUCGAACCAACGAGGCCGUCCUGCGUGUCUUUCACGUUCAAAACGCCGACUGGGCUAAGGAGUAUCUCCUGAGGAAGUUCAAUAUCGACAACCACGACAAUCUCGUUGGCAAUGACUUUGGGAAAUAUGUUCGACAUAAGAACCCGGAGAGACGAGGCGGACGGCCGUUUCUGAACGGGAAGACAUGGAAAGUCCAGUACGAUCCGUGGCGAGGAAUCAGUAAGACGUCGUUUGGGCUGGAUUAUCUGAAGCAGUAUCCCAAGGCUGCGCAUUAUACCUCACACCACCGUCGAAGUCCAGAGGAUGAUACCCUCAAGAUGAUGGAGCUGGACUCCUGGGAAAGCGAAGGGAAUCCAGCCAAUGGCUACGAUGUAUAUGUCCAGCGUUUCAGCUGCUAUAUCCAGCACAAACAAGUCACAGGAGUGCCCUCUCUGCAAAUGGAGGAUUCGGAUAUCAAGAAUCCCUAUCAUAUCGAAGAUACCCAGGCCGGUGAUUCGCCGGGGAAGCGAAGAGAUGUAUACGUGCCACGCCUAAACUCCCUGGAUAACGGCAAUGCAAUCCUUAUCUUUGACAAUUCUCACACCGGAUGUCUAGAUGACACCCUCAUCCCGCCGCGUCAGACAUGGGAGGAGAGAUGGAGACGUCUUCCAUUCUUCCUUGCCUUUGAGUCCAAGGAUCUGGUUGAAAGUGACGAGCAACUUGCUUACCAUAGCACCAGGAUUAUUCUGGAUGAUAUCUUCAAGGUCUUAACCGCAAACUGGGAUUCGUUCCUAAACCAAGCCAUGGACCAUGUCAGCAUGUUGGAGGACAAGAUAUAUGAGCGGCCGGCGGACGAAACUCGCGCCCCAUUGCUAUGGACCAACUCGAAUCUGUGGCUCAAAGUUGAAAAGUUGCUGUUCAUUCACCUUGAUAUCGUCAAGGAGAUGAUAACACGACUGCAAGACCUGACGGAUGAUGUAGAGUCCGACACUCCCUGGCUGGAGAGCAUACCAAGUGACUUUGAACGGCUGGGUACCACCAUUACAGAAGACUUGAUCAAGCCGACUGAGAAUCUGAUAUCCCUACUGUAUCAGUCAGUCUCCAUCAGAGACAGUCGACACAGCAUUCAGUUGAACGUCAGCAUGUGGCGCCUGAGUUGGAUCACCUUCAUCUUCCUCCCGAUGACCUUCAUCACUGGGUUUUUCGGCAUGAACGUUAAUACCUUCAAAGAUGACCCAGAUAUUAAAUGGUACUUUAUAGCUACUGUGCCCUUCAUGCUCCUAGUCCUCGUAGUUUGGUACGUCAUCAAGCAUUACCUUGCAGGCCGACGCCAAACUCCACACCAACGAGGCAUCUACGAGAAUUUCUUCAACGAGAUGGCUGAUGGUAACCCAUCGCUAUGGUCUCGAAUGGGUCCGCGUGAUUAUGUCGUUCCCCAGGGCUUUCUGGCACGCAUCAAAUGGCACUUUAUCAAAGUCUGGAGUGCUCCUGAACGCACGAUCUUGCUGGACACAGACAGCGAUGGAUCGGGUGGUGAUAUGGGCACAAUAUUUAAGAUAAAGCAAUACUUGAUCCGCAGGUGGACGUCACAGCUCCGAAACAACAAGGCAGUCAAGGAAACCGCACUUGAAGAUGGGUUAAUAGUACCUGAUGAAGACCAUGCCAGUGAAGUACAUAGCAUUGCCGAUGGACUUGCAGAGGCUACUGAAAUGCUCGUGAUACCCGCCACUCCAGCUGUUGAGUCUCAAAUAGUGCCCGAGAUAGCGGCAUCGCUUCCCACUCAUGAAACCAAGGCAGCUGCUCCUGAGACUAUAGCUCCUCGUUUGGCCCCGUCUUUGCUUAGCGGCGCACAUCGUCGAAGCAGCAGCGCCGGAAGGACCAGUGGUCUUCUGGUUGAAGAGGAAGAUUACCAAUGGCUGAGCGAGCGAGGCAAGCAAGGAAAGCAGUGGGCGUGGAGGACAUCGAGUUCUAGAGGUAGAAGCCCCCAUGGAAGCCACAGUCGAAGCCGUAGCGGAGAGGACAGAGAAGCUGGGAAGAGUGGCGGUACUACUCCCCCCAUUGAUGAGGGUACCGAAACGAUGCCAAAGUCGUACUAUGAUGAUGAUGAUAACAAUGAAUCACCUACAGCGGUGCAUGAUACCUCUAAUGACCGUCCUUGA